AUGUUCGAGCUCAGACCAAAAGGUUUAUACACCUCCUCGUCUCCUGAUGCCAAGACGAAAGCAGCACUGCUCCAAAACCGAGGGGUGAAACUCGAAGGCAAAGAAGGCCGCUCCGCCCUCUUCUCGCAAUGGAAAUUACUCUCGAAGAAGAAGGCCGAAGCCUCUCCUCCGAUUGCUCUACUCUCCUUCUGCCAGGGCUCUCGAUCGGGAACGUGGGGCAGCUGGCAAUCGAUCUCCUGAUCUCAUCAACCGGAGCCAGAAGGGUUGGGUACUUGGACGAGCCCUCCGUUCUUCCUUGUGUUGGGAAUGAUGCUUAUGGGCCAGCGCCGGAGGGUGAUCUCGCGCUGCCCCUCGAAGCUUAUGAAGCUCCUUCAUAUGCACUUAGUCUUAUCCAACAAAGAUCUCCAGUUAUAAAGGGAAUGAUGGUUGAAUUUGCAAAGAAUUUGAUGCAUUUUGCAUCAAGCAUCGGAAAGAAACAUGUUAUUCUUUCAAGUUUAGAUUCUGGUAGAAGGAAAAAGAUUGAUGCAUCCAGUAAUAUGCAGAUAUUUUACAUUUCAAGUGCCAGUGACGAUGGAACUGAUAGUGACUGUGAAAAGCUAGGGUGGAAGAAACUUGAGGAAUAUGAUCCAUCCCAAAGGCGAUGGAAGUAUCUUAAACAUCUAGCUGAAGAGAAUUCUAUUCAGGAAGAUGUGUUCACAUACGAUGAUGAAUUGGUAGAUGAUGACUAUUUCCCAGGCUUGCCUUUUGCUGCAUUGUUCUCUUGUUGCAAGGCAAAAGGUAUGAGGGUUACUUGCUUAUUGUGCUAUUGUUCGGAAGGGGACAACAUCUCUGAUUCAUUUCAGUUGGCUGAGGCAGCUUGCAGACUUCUGGGCCUGAGCCCAGAUAAGUUUUGUGGCAAUGAACAUGGUGGAUGGAUUAUUCCACUGUCGUGGAAAACUGUUUAUGGACCACCACCUGAUAUGUCCCUCUUCUAAUCUUCAUUUCUGAAAAUACUCAGGUGAGGCAACUUAAGACGCUGAAUGAUAACCAAAUUCUGGGUAAAUUUUUUUUUGACCCCCCACUGGCAAACUUGUUGGGAGCUAAUUCUCCAUGAAGGAUUUCUGCUGUCUGGAUAAACUGUUCUGUGGAAUGCUGAAGAAAACAAAUUAACUAGUUACGAAGAAAGAAUUUUUGUUUUUUGUUUUUUUGUGCAUUACAGUAGUUAGCUAUAUGCUCUACUAGUGACAUCCUUUUUUUUUCACUUUUCUUAAAGCCUAGUAAUAUACUUUUUCAAGAAUGGCUUUUGAUCCUC
This is a messenger RNA of Phoenix dactylifera (date palm), 1291 nucleotides long. RefSeq names its product clast3-like protein. Lineage: Eukaryota; Viridiplantae; Streptophyta; Magnoliopsida; Arecales; Arecaceae. Gene Ontology annotation, biological process: proteasome assembly. Gene Ontology annotation, cellular component: nucleus; cytosol. The record is from RefSeq and is a predicted model, not a curated record.